Electrophorus electricus (electric eel) is the source of this 2706-nucleotide messenger RNA. It is a transcript of the gene angpt2b, whose product is annotated as angiopoietin 2b. Gene Ontology annotation, biological process: blood coagulation. Lineage: Eukaryota; Metazoa; Chordata; Actinopteri; Gymnotiformes; Gymnotidae. The record is from RefSeq and is a predicted model, not a curated record.
AGAGACAGACUGAGAGUGAGUGAGUAAGAGAGUGAGAGGAAUAGUAGGAGGGGGCCUAAUGAGAAGAGAAUGUUGUCUGGUCUGGCUAUUGUGCAUUUUUUGCUGCAGCGUUCACCACCAGCUCCUGAGAAAGGGAGGAGAAAAGAGGGUGAGAGAGUGAGUAAUGGAAGGAGGCUAACUGAUAAUGUCAAAAGAAAGGAUGUCAUUAUAGACUGCUGCUUGAAGAACUCUGUCACAGUCCUAAAAGAUCUCAAAUUCAGGACUCAGCUACUAAGACUCAAGCUUUGUACCAAAAAAAGGAAAACAGAAAACAAUUCUGAGAUCAAAUAAACAAAGAAGGUGUUUGCAGUAUGUUUCCUGUAUUGCAGAGCACAGACUGGGUGAAGACCAAGAAGCAAUCACCCUGUGCCGUCCUACCUGGCUCUGCUUCACUUAAAACUACAGUAGCUUUUCUGGCGUGCAGCAUUGUGAGGGUAAUGUUGUAAAAGAGCUCUCCUUGGAGCUGUAUAUCAGCCAAAGAAGACAAGAAAGAAAGAAGGCACAGGAGCAAGGAGAGGCAAAUGCUAAACAAGAAUAGUUUUUGAAAGGAAAACAAAACUUACUGAAAACAGGAAUAAUCCUGGGAAAAGGCUCUUGUAGAAGCUUGUGUCUCACCUGACCUGUUUCCAGUGGAGCACUCCAUUCUUUUUUUUUUUUUUUUUGUCCAUGCAGAGACCCUGUCUGUUUCUCCAUCUACAAUUCUUGAAACUAGAAAUGGGCUGGUUGCUGGCGUUGGGGUGCCUGGCAGUAGCAGUGGCUGUGGUGACUGGCUCAGAGAGGAGGCAGCACCAGGUGCAGCAUGGCCCCUGUAGCUACACUUUCAUCCUGCCAGAGGUGGAACAGUGCCAGCCGGCCAGGGACUUCCAGGAGACCAACUCGUUGCAGAGGGACUCUCCCUCUUCCCCCGAGACAGCCCAUGCUAAACCACCCUGGCAGGACAGCAAGCUGGAGAGUCUGGAGAACACUACUGAGAACAGCACACAGUGGCUACAGAAGCUAGAAAGUUAUAUCCAGGAGAAUGUGCGCUCAGAGAUGGCGGAGAUGCAGAGGAAUGUCAUUCACAGCCAGACGGCUACCAUGUUGGAGAUAGGAACCAAUCUUCUCAGCCAGUCAGCAGAACACACGCGCAAACUGACAGAUGUGGAGACUCAGGUGCUGAACCAAACAAGUCGUCUGGAGGUACAACUAUUGGAGUACUAUCUUUCAACCACCCGGCUGGAGAAGCAGCUUGUCCAGCAAAAUCAGGAGGUGUCCCGCCUCAAAGUCAAAAACAGCCUCCUGGAACAGCGCUUUCUUGAUAUGGAAGCCAGACACAGUCAGGAACUGCAGGCAAGCCAGCAGGAGAAAGAGCAGCUGCAGGAGCUACUGGACAGGCAGAGCCGCCUGGUCACCCUGCUCGAGGGACAGCUGGCCAGCUCGACCCGCAACAGCACACUGCUCCAACGCCAGCAAGCUGCUCUCUCAGACACUGUGCAGCAGCUACUGGCCUUGGUAACCCACUGCAAUGAAAUUACCAGCUCCUCUAAAGAGAAGGUCAUGAUCUUCAGAGACUGUGCUGAUAUAUACAGAUAUGGAAUUACAGAAAAUGGAAUAUACAGCAUUCACCUUACCAACAGCACACAGACAAUUAAGGUGUUCUGUGACAUGAAGACUAGAGGAGGAGGCUGGACUGUACUCCAGCAUCGCUUUGAUGGUUCUGUGGAGUUCCAUCGUAGCUGGGAAGAGUACAAAAUGGGAUUUGGAGACCCCUCAGGAGAACAUUGGUUAGGAAAUGAUUUCAUCCACGUUCUCACCACCUCCCAAGACUAUACUCUGCAAGUCCAACUAAAAGAUGUGGAGGGAAACCAGGCCUACUCUCAGUACAACAAUUUCCACAUUGAUGGAGAGGACAAGAAAUAUAGUGUACAUGCUCAUGGUUUUAGUGGCACGGCUGGUCAUACCAGCAGCCUGACCCGCACCGGCACCAUGUUCAGCACGAAGGACCAGGACAAUGACCGAUGCAGCUGCAAGUGUGCACAGAUGGCCUCUGGGGGAUGGUGGUUUGAAGCAUGUGGACCAUCCAACUUGAAUGGAAUCUACUAUGCUGGCGUCUCCAAUGUAAUGCGUUACAAUGGCAUCAAGUGGUAUUACUGGAAAGGGCCAAGCCUAAUAGUGAACAUGACAACUAUGAUGGUGCGUCCUGUCAAUUUCUAAGGGUGGGAUGAGGUCGUCAUAUCUACAAGUUGUAUACAGGCAAAGAUGGCCAGGAUACUGUUCACAGGGUGAAACUCACAGAUGUUUUAUUCAUUCUCGGAAUUUGCCAAGAUAUUUCCUUGUCUGUUUCCUGUUUGCUUGUUUUGGCCUGGCCAAAAGAGCCCAGCUGUGCCAUCAGUGUUAUUUCCCUGUAUACAAAAACAGAAUGCAAAGGCUGAGAUUGCUGAUCAGUGUCUGCUUGUGUACAUGCUGGUAAGUUGGACUCUGAGCUCUUUGUAUAAUAUGAACCAUUUGUCCUUCCUCUCCUGAGAACACCCAUGCCUAUCCGCUGCACAUUUCACUACUUUUCAGAUACCUCUCUUGCUCUAAAAUUAUUUUAAUGUGUUUAAGAGAAAAUACUCCUAUACAAGUGCAUGAGAUAAUAAAAUGGGUGUGUUUUGCAACCACAUGUAAUAAAAACAGAUGUUAAAUUGG